GGCUGCUGUGAACGCGGUGAGGAUGAGGAGGCCCGUCUCCAGUUUGGGUUUGGGCUCCAGUUUGAAGGGGAAACUGGUGAGAGCUGGUUUCCAGUUCACCACAGACCUGCAGGACCUGAACCCGGAACAGCUGAGCGCAGAGGCUGGAGUGUCCCAGCAGGAGGCGCUGGAGGCGCUGCAUGCUGCCAGCGCGGGGCACGGCGGUGCCCCCGUGACGGCUCUGGAGCUCCUGCAGAGGGAGGAGGAGUUCAGGAGCAUCGUGACGUUCUGCUCCCGGCUGGACGAGGCGCUCGGGGGAGGAGUUCCUGUCGGGAAAGUGACGGAGAUCUGCGGAGCUCCAGGAGUUGGGAAAACACAGCUGUGCCUGCAGCUGGCCGUGGACGUCCAGGUGCCGGCGGUGUUCGGCGGUCUCGGGGGUCAGGUUCUGUUCGUGGACACGGAGGGCGGGUUCCGGGUCCAGAGGCUGGUGGACCUGGCCGGCGCCGCCGUGCGCCGCUUCUCGCUGCUGGCUGAGGAUGAGGAGCAGCGUGUUGCCAUGGCGACCUUCACCGUGGAGACCAUCCUGUCAAACGUCUUCCUGGGUUUCCUGGUGCGUUGCCGUGACUACGUGGAGCUGCUGGCCGAGCUGCGUCUGCUGCCCGACUUCCUGUCGGACCGGCCGAGGCUCCGCCUCCUCGUCAUCGACAGCGUGGCGUUCCCGUUCUUGCGUCUCCAUGACGAUCUGUCCCGGAGGACACGCCUCCUCCAGGGCGUCGGCCUGCGGCUUAUCGCCGCGGCGACGGGCCACAACAUCGCCGUGGUGACCACCAACCACACCACCACGCGGCUGCGCGGCGGCCGGGCGCGGCCGGCGCCGGCGCUCGGCGACAUCUGGGGCCACGCCCCCUCCGUCAGGCUCCUCCUCCGGUGGGAGGAGUCACGGCGCAUGGCCUCCAUCCUCAAAUCCCCGGGUCACAUGGACUCCAGCGUCCAAUACCAGAUCACCUGCCAGGGCUUCAGGGACGCGGACCAAUCAGAACAGCCGCAGAGCAAAAGGCCUCGAACUCAGACCGACCAAUCGGCUUCCAGCAGGAAAAACACUGUGACAUGAUUAAAGCCAAUCGGAGAUGAGAGCCUGAAGUUCAGUCUGCACUUCUGCUCUCUGCUGGCUUCUCAUUGGCUGAGAGGAACUCACAGGUGCUCCUGUGCAGGUGUGUUUGCUGCUUUUACCUGCGCUGCUCUAGUUUAGCCCCGCCCCCAGCGUGAUGUCACUCAGGUGAGGCUGCAGCAAAUCCAGACAAAGAAACUUUAACCAGAUCCUGGAGCUGCAGGCGUCCAGGUGUGUCCAGCUGCUCCUCCUGGCCUCCAUCACCUGUCUGUCACCUUGGAAACUGAGUUUCUCUGGAUGUUUGGUUGAAGAAUAAAUCCACGAUUUUCUACAAAUCUCCUGGUUUAACUCACUGGACGCAGAUUUCUUAUUGUUUUUUUAUAAAGUGAAAAGUCUUUGUUAAGGGAAUGUAUAUUUGCUUUAUUAAAGGAAGAAAAUGAUUUUCUGUUUUCAUAAUAGUAAUGACACUUUUGAUUUGAGACUCACUCACCUUACAGAAGGCAAAAAUAGUAAAUCGGUGAACGUGUUCAGUAUUUAAUUGUGUUUUCAGCAAUAAAAACAUGAUUUGAGUAACUUCAUGUUCAACAAAUAAAUAAAAAUCUGGGAAAAUAAA
This is a messenger RNA of Poeciliopsis prolifica (blackstripe livebearer), 1700 nucleotides long. RefSeq names its product DNA repair protein RAD51 homolog 3-like. The coding region runs from base 23 to 1090 and encodes 355 amino acids. NCBI's taxonomy places the organism in Eukaryota, Metazoa, Chordata, Actinopteri, Cyprinodontiformes, Poeciliidae. The transcript is spliced from 4 exons. Gene Ontology annotation, molecular function: four-way junction DNA binding; ATP-dependent DNA damage sensor activity; crossover junction DNA endonuclease activity. Gene Ontology annotation, biological process: meiotic DNA recombinase assembly; reciprocal meiotic recombination; DNA repair. Gene Ontology annotation, cellular component: Rad51C-XRCC3 complex; replication fork; Rad51B-Rad51C-Rad51D-XRCC2 complex. The record is from RefSeq and is a predicted model, not a curated record.